AUGGCCCGUUUCAUGACGUACCUCGCGCUUAUGGCCCUCGCCGUCGUGGCAGUGACUUCGCCCGUUUCGGCCAUCCCGGACCCGAACAGCAUCGCCCGAGCCGCCAACGCUGAAGCAUCCACAACGCCCGAAUCAGUGAACAACGCCGCCGACACGGUGACCGAUAGCGCCGCCACCCUCACGGACUCGACCAGUACUAACACGGCUGCAGCCAUUUCGGACAGCAUCAGCAACGUGACCACGGAGACAAGCAUCAGCGCAUCGGGCUCGGAAUCGACCGCCGGCAGUAGCACCGCCAAGGCCUCGGACUCUGCGUCAGCAUCAGCUGCGGCUUCUGGCUCUUCGGGCUCCUCGCACGUGUCUCCCAACAUCGCUCUGGUGUCGGUGGCCGCAAUCGCUAUCACUGGACUCUUUAUCUAA
Molecule: messenger RNA, 420 nt
Organism: Phytophthora infestans T30-4
Lineage: Eukaryota; Oomycota; Peronosporomycetes; Peronosporales; Peronosporaceae
Exons: 1
Coding region: 1-420 (139 amino acids)
Source: RefSeq, a predicted model, not a curated record